UGGGGGGGGGUUAAAUUGGCAUAUUAAUAAUACUCAGUAUUGUAUCUAUUAUAUAGUACAUACCGUAUGAAUAUAUGUUUAUCUGCCUUUAUACAAUGGUUCUACAUUAUACAUACGUCGUGUCCAAAUAAUGACAUUUGAAACAAUUUGAAACCCGCAGACCCCGCAAAAUUUUUAAUUCUCCAACGUAAACAAAAGCAACGUAAAAUACAAAAGGAAAGAACUCAGUGUUUUAAAACAAAAUACUGACCAUAAUAAAUAGUGUAUUCAAACAAAAAAAAAGCAAAUUUGAAGUGAUUUUCGAUAACACAUAGAGAGCUUGUAAUAUAUAUUUCAUCAUGGAUUUGGAUAAUGAUUUUGAUCAACAUUUAUUGCAACAAUUUAGUUGCAUGGGUACAACAGACAAAGAUGAUUUGGUCAAACAACUUCAAAGGUUAUUAGCAGGUAGUCAAUUAAAUGAAGCGACUGCUACUUUUUUUUUGGAUAUGAAUAAUUGGAAUUUACAAGCAGCGAUUUGCAGUUAUUUUGAUUUUGAGUCACCUUUCAAACUUCCUAGUAUGACUUUAGUGUGCGACUGUACAAUUGGUGAAGGUGAAUCAGUAUCACCAAAUACGAAAUUUCAAAAAUCAUGGAGAGUGCAAAAUUCAGGUAGUGAAUCAUGGCCAGAAGGAAUUUCACUUCAGUAUACCGGAGGUGUUGUUAUGGGAGAUUGUACGAGAAUUGAAGUACCAGCACUCGAACCGAAAAAAGUGACGGAAAUAAGUGUUAUUUUAACAAGUCCAAAUGAAUUAGGGGUUUAUCAAAGCAAAUGGAGAAUGAUGACAUCCACUGGAUCCUAUUUUGGAGAUAUCAUUUGGGUUAUCAUUACUGUAAGUGAAGCUGGAACUCUUGCAGUUACACAACAACUCCAUCAAUUAUCAACUUCACAAUCCAAUGAUAUUCAGAUGUCUUAGCCUUUAGUAUUAACUUGAGAUCAAUUAUUUUAUAAAAUAUAUUAAGAAAAAAAUAUAUGAAAGGUGAAAGUGAAUGAAAUAACAACGAAUUAUUUAU
Messenger RNA from Microplitis demolitor, 1050 nucleotides. Its product is annotated as protein ILRUN. The coding region runs from base 339 to 953 and encodes 204 amino acids. The transcript is spliced from 4 exons. NCBI's taxonomy places the organism in Eukaryota, Metazoa, Arthropoda, Insecta, Hymenoptera, Braconidae. Gene Ontology annotation, biological process: macroautophagy. Gene Ontology annotation, molecular function: ubiquitin binding. The record is from RefSeq and is a predicted model, not a curated record. Gene Ontology annotation, cellular component: phagophore assembly site.